Linum trigynum is the source of this 3562-nucleotide messenger RNA. The record is from the annotation of a GenBank genome assembly. Lineage: Eukaryota; Viridiplantae; Streptophyta; Magnoliopsida; Malpighiales; Linaceae.
GUUAAGAAAAAUAGAAAAUUACGAAAAAUAUUUUCUCUUUCCUCUGGAUCGGUAUUAAAGUGUCAGCAAAAAAAAAUCCAGGUGUGGCAGAAUUACCAGUCCCCUUCAUUUAUUGUUCUGAUUUAAAGUCUGUCAUCAUAUCUGCUAUUGAUCGGACGGAUGGGGUCUUUAAUUAGAUCUCCCUUUUUCACCUCACCCAAUAGUAAUGAAAUAUUAAAUUGAACGAAAAAAAAAUAGUAACCGUGUAUAACCUUCCCUCUUCCAUCACCAAGCACGGAUUCUCAUUCCCGCACAAAUGCAGCAAGCUCCCGGGCCAACAUCUACUCAUUGAUCUUCCCACAAUCCCCUUCUUCCUACUCCCACAAGCUCAGCACUCUUUAUCUUUCCUUCCUUCCCAACCAUGAUAGUCAUCUCUGACAUUCUCGUAUUCUACUUCUGUCGCCGCCAUCGGAGUGCCAACAACCCCCUCUCUGUCGCCACAGAGAUUCUUUCAUUAGAUGCGUUGGUGCACUGGAAGUUGAUGUUCUGCGGGCAAGACGAGUGUUGGCCUAAUAUUUCGUUUGAACUUUUGCAAACUGUAAAAUUCCAAAAGAUUAGUUUUCAUUUGAUGGGGCAUUUAAGAGAUAAAAACUUAAAUGUUGAUACGGCUUGAAUUGGACUAUAGGCUCGUAUCCCUCUAUAAUCUGUAUCUGCUCGAAAUAUAGUAAUCACUAUUGGCUCUCUUCUGCCCGUUACUUCCAGUAGUAAUCAAAUAGUAGGAUUCAAGUCAUAUCAACAUUUUUGUAUAGAAAUAAUACAAUUUUCAAAAAAUAUCGGUAAUUAGUUUUCAAUUUUUUAUAACUCAAAGAUAAAAAUUAAAUAAAAAAUCGUAUGCAUUACCAUUAUCCCAUAUCUACUCGCUUGAAUAUAAAUACAUUACCAUUAUUCCAACACCUUUCAAAAGAUCCACUUCCAACUACACCUCGAACAUGCACCGACUAAUAACUCUCACAUUGUGAAAGGGGAAUAUUGGCUUUCGUGGCCGAAACCCCAAUGCUAUGCCAACAGCCUAAUAAUUAUUACUGAAUGAAUGAAGAAGUGAAAGUUAAAGUCACAGCUGAAAGAGUUGUCCGAGGAAGUUAAAUCCAAGGACUGAUUUGUAAUGAAUGCAUAGUUAUAGGACUAAUUUGUAAUAUUUGUUUAUUUGUUUGUUUUAAUAGAACUUUGUAGGUGUAUAUAUAUAUAUAUAUGUAAAUACAGCAAGGAUAUUGUAAAUUUUCAUUUGAUGAAAUAAAAAGAACCAGGUGGGGUUUUCUGUUUUAUAAGCAAACAUGGUAUGAGAAACAAGCUUCGUUUGAUUGAUCCCCGCGCGUCGAUUCCGUUACCAGAUGAUUCGUUGUGGAUGGCCUGGGAUCAGGAGAACAUGUUGUUGCUUGGUUGGCUGCAAAGAUCAGUUUCUCAAGAAAUCGCCCACGUGUAGAGGCUUGGGAGGAUUUGCGGGAGAGGUUCAGUGAAGGAAAUGAGGUUCGUAUUUCUGACCUCUAUGAUGAGAUAGCGGCACUCAAGCAAGGUUCUCAGACUGUUACUGCAUAUUUUACUCGCUUUCGCGUUCUUUGGGAAGAACUGUUAAUCUUGAGGCCUCUUCCUUCAUGCUCAUGCAAUACAUGUUUUCUCAAAGGAUUGAAUGAGAAUUUCUCCGGUGUGCGAUCUCAGUUUCUGUUAAUGGAUCCUCUUCCCUCUAUCAAUAGGGUCUUUCCUGGACUGGUUCAACAAGAACGGCGGAAUACUCUUUCUCUGCCUCCUGUUGCUCUCGUUACUCAAGGAUCAGCUGCUAAUAAUAAGGGAGUGUUGUUCCUAAUCAAGCUAAUGCAGCUCAGAGUCAUGGUGGAGGUCGUAAACGACCAUUGUGUACACAUUGUGGCAUCUAUGGCCAUACCAUUGACCGGUGCUACAAGGUCCAUGGGUAUCCCCCUGGUUACAAGAGUUGUCGUUCAGCUCAUGUCGUCAUCACCGAGUCUGCCUCUCCUGCUAGUGACAUCCCUGCUGGUGAUGAAUAUGUGACCAUUUCAAGGGCACAAUAUCAAACCUUGCUCAACCAGACUCAGCCACGGAUUCAGCAGGCUUCCACACCAGUAGCAAAUUUGGUUACUGCUACCCAGACUACCCUUAUAUUCUCCUCAGGCGCUUCUGGUUCGGGAUCUCUUCCUGAUCAUCUGACUACUCCAGUUAUUGCCUCGGAAGACACAAGUUUUGUUCUAUCCUCUUCCUUUACUCCCUUAACUUCGAUGAUGUGGAUAGUUGACAGUGGUGCUACUGAUCAUGUAGUAUCAGUAUCACAUUUAUUUGAUUCCUUUAAAGCAAUUGAUCACAUGAGUGUUGCACUUCCGAAUAGGAUUAAGGUUAAAGUCACACAUAUGGGAAACAUCAAAAGUACACCAACUUUGACUCUAUAUGAUGUGCUCUACAUACCUUCCUUUACAUUCAAUUUGAUUUCUGUUUCUAAAUUAGUUCAGAAAUCAAAUUGUGUUGUUUCUUUUUCUGUUGAUUCCUGUUUUAUACAGGAUCUUUCGUCCCAAAAGCGGAUUGGUACUGCUAAACUCCAAUGAGGACUCUGCCAUCUUCAUAUUCCCUCCACGGAAUUUCAAAAAUCAGCUCCUCCAUCUUGUAAUGCCUGUUUCAAUUCAUCCCUUACUCCUUUUGAUAUCUAGCAUUACAGACUUGGGCAUACUGCCCUUCCUAUAUCAGAUUUGUUAGACACUACUGUGAAAUCUUCUAUUAGUUCUAAUAAAAAUCCUUGUAUGGUUUGUCCAUUGGCCAAAUAGAAACGACUACCAUUUCCUAUUAGUCAUUCUCAUUCUUCUACAUUGUUUGAACUCAUGCAUCUUGACAUCUGGGGUCCUUUUCAAACUCCUACUGUUGAUGGUUACAAGUAUUUUCUCACUUGUGUCGAUGAUCAUUCUAGACAUACAUGGAUUUAUGUACUUAAGACCAAAAGUGAAGUAAGAUGUGUUCUUCUAAAUUUUCCAGCAUUCAUUAGUACUCAGUUUUCCUCCCAAAUUAAGAUAAUACGAACUGAUAAUGGCCAAGAGUUUAACGUUCCCUCUUUUUAUGAAACUUUUGGUAUAAUUCACCAAACUACUUGUGUUGCCACUUCACAACAGAAUGGUAGAGUGGAACGCAAACAUCAACAUAUCUUAGCCGUUGCACGUUCUCUUAUGUUUCAAGCUUCACUUCCUAUCUCAUUUUGGGGUUUUGCUGUACUGCACUCUGUUUUUCUCAUUAACAGAUUACCUUAUCCAAUCUUACAGAAUAGGUCACCUUUUGAAAUUCUAUACAAUUCAAAACCUUCUUACUUAGACAUUAAGGUUUUUGGGCGUCUUGUAUUUGCUUAAACUCUUUAGCACAACAGAUCUAAAUUUGCACCAAAGGCUGGUCCCUCUGUGUUUCUAGGAUAUCAUCCUUCUGUCAAAGGGUCUAGGUUAUACAAUCUAAAUACCCAUCAGAUUUUCUACUCACGAGAUACUGUUUUUCAUGAACACGUUUUUCCAUUUUUUAACAUAAAUGAUAAACUGGGCUUUGAUGU